This is a messenger RNA of Centropristis striata (black sea bass), 864 nucleotides long. RefSeq names its product sorting nexin 10b (gene snx10b). Lineage: Eukaryota; Metazoa; Chordata; Actinopteri; Perciformes; Serranidae. Gene Ontology annotation, biological process: intracellular protein transport. The transcript has 6 exons. The record is from RefSeq and is a predicted model, not a curated record. Bases 48 to 689 code for a protein of 213 amino acids. Gene Ontology annotation, molecular function: phosphatidylinositol binding.
UGCUAACUGCAUCAUUAUCUAACUGAGAGUCAAACACUGUUUGGAUUAUGAGGAAGGAAACUGACACUCAGGUGGUCAGUGUCUGGGUGCGGGACCCGCGGAUACGAAAGAACGACUUCUGGCAUGCCUACAUAGACUAUGAGAUCUGUCUGCAUACCGACAGCGUGUGCUUCACCAAGAAGAUCUCCAGCGUGAGAAGAAGGUUCAGUGAGUUUGUGUGGCUCCGACAGAAGCUGCAGGCUAAUGCAAUGCUAAUGGUCCGGCCUCCACAGCUGCCCCCUAAGAACCUGUUCUUCAGCCUGAACAACGCCCAGCAGAUCACUGAGCGGAUGAAAGGCCUGCAGCAGUUCCUGGAACAGACCCUCCAGAACCCUCUGCUGCUGUCCGACAGCUGCCUGCAUCUCUUCCUGCAGUCUGAGCUCAGCGUGGCCAGGAUGGAGGCCUGUGCUGCUGGGAGGACCCACUACUCCGUGGCCCAGGCCGUCCAGAGCUGUGGCCUCAGGAGAUUCCACUCUGAGGAGGAGCUGCAGAAGGAGCUCAUGUCCUGUGACUCUGACUCAGACUGCUCAGAGUGUCCAGGACUUCGGAUUAAAGAUUUGGCAAUAAACAAAGUGCAGAGUGCGCCUUCACUUGGUCUGAUGGGGAGCAGUGAGGAGGAGACCCUCAGCUGCUCAUGUGGUUCCACAUGAAAACAUCAUCAUCGUCUCAUUGUUGGGACCCUGAGGAAGAAAUCUGCCUGUUACCCGUCAUACUGCACUUUUGUCUAUGUGGUUGCUUCUAAUUGUAAAGCUUAUUAUGUUCUCAUUGUGGCAUCUCAGACUGAAACAUGUACAGUAACAAGUAAUAAAGAAUGUAUCUAUUGUA